AUGAUCAGAAACGCCUGCAUGUGCGCAGCUUUUGGCCUCGCUGCCAUUGUCGGCUUCGUCGACGCCAAGCCGGCCUGCAACGUCAGCAACCCUUCCGCCGACCCUCAGCUGGCCCAUUGGCCGCCCAGCGCUGCCGGGGCACUCGAUGCCAUGAUCGCGCGCAAUGCCCACAAGGGUCGCUACGCCGUCUUUGACAUGGACAACACCAGUUACCGCGGCGAUCUCGAGGAGUCCCUGCUAGCCUUCCUCGAAGCCAAGGGCGUCCUGUCGCGCGAGGCGCUUGAUCCUUCGCUGAGAAUCAUUCCCUUCAACGACACCGCGUCCCACAAUGAGAGCCUCUACAGCUACUACCAGCGCCUGUGUGCAAUCGACGACACCGUCUGCUACGCUUUUGCCGCCCAGGUGUUUAGUGACGUGCCGUUGCGCCAGCUCAAAGUCUACGUGGACGAGCUCAUGGCCCUCGACAACGCCAUUGACGUGCAGUACUAUGAGCAUGGUGUCCUGACCAACUCUACCGUGAGCCCGCCCACCGUCUUCUGCGGCCAGGUCGAGCUGUACCAAAAGCUCAUGCACAACGGCAUCGACGUCUACGUCGUCAGUGCUGCUUCCGAAGAACUCGUGCGCAUGGUGGCCUCGGACCCCAAGUACGGAUACAACGUGAAGCCCCAGAACGUCAUUGGCGUCACUCUCCUCAUGAAGGAUCCCAAGAGCGGAAGCGUCACCUCUGCGCGGAAGCAGAUCAAGGAGGGCCACUACAACGAGCGGGACAACAUGGACCUGGUCAUGACCCCUUUCCUCUGGGCUCCGGCCACCUGGAAAGAGGGCAAGUGGGCGGCCAUCUUGGCCUACAUUGACCCCUGGAAGCGUCCCAUCCUGGUUGGCGGCGAUACUCCCGAUAGUGACGGCCCCAUGCUGUUCCAGGGAGUCGACGUGGGCCGUGGUGGCAUUCACCUAUGGGUGAACCGCAAGGACGAGUACAUGGAGCAGCUCAACGACAUGAGGACGCGCUUUGCGGCCGACCAGAAACGCGAGGGUCUGCCUGUCUGGGCCCAAGAGAACUGGGUCAUUGUCAAGCCCGACGACCUGAUGUGCAGGGCCUAG
Molecule: messenger RNA, 1101 nt
Organism: Metarhizium album ARSEF 1941
Lineage: Eukaryota; Fungi; Ascomycota; Sordariomycetes; Hypocreales; Clavicipitaceae
Product: phosphorylcholine phosphatase
Exons: 1
Coding region: 1-1101 (366 amino acids)
Source: RefSeq, a predicted model, not a curated record